AUGUUUGCUGUUGUCUUGGUGUUGAUGUUGGCAACAACAACAUUGACCAAUGCAUAUAACUUAAAUGAACACAUAGAGGUGUUCUACGUUGAGGCCCCACUGAUGAAGGCUCAAUUUGGUAGUUUGCUUGGUAAUCUCAAGGCAUAUCAUUCUGGAUUAUACUUCUAUGCUACUGAAUCCAACGAGAAUUAUACAGCCCAAUAUGUGGCGUAUCCUCAGAUCUUGAAUGCCAUAUUUCCAAGUGUUAAUCAGACUGAUGAAACGAUCAGUUGGGGUAACCUGGGCAUCAUCGAGUUUGAUAAUGAGUUCAAUGGAACGUACUGGUCAACGAGUCAACAAUAUGUGAUGUCCAUCACUGGUGCUCAAUUCCUUAGUUAUAUUUGUUGGAUGGAAGGAUACAAUGUGACCAACUAUUAUUACAACCUAUAUGAUGUUCGCGACUAUAACACUGGCGAACUGUACAUGGGUAGCAGCACAUGUGAUGACUUUGCCUGGAACUCAUUCACCGCGCUCUACAACCUUGGCGGCACAUUCACCCUGGCGCCAACCUCGCCACCACCUCGCGACUUCAUCACACUGCUGGUGGUGCAGCCACCCGUCAUUGUCAACAACAUCAACGACCCGGCCACAUGGGGCCAGAUCAUGAACUUCUACGAGAAGAUGGUGUUCAUGCCCAAUGAGACCGCAGUCGAGAUCAUCCAGAACCUGGUCAAUCUAUUCUCUGGCGAGUUCUACUAUCAUUAUAACAAUGAUUACUACAACCUCACGCUAAUCUCACAGCAGAACACCGUUCCCCUGUCCAUCCUUUACAAGCCGGCGCCACUGCCAUCCGGACCUCGCGACCCCAACUCCGUGCGUCUCCCCAGCAACUGUGCCACACCUUCCAGCUACAAGAAACCCGGUAUUGGUGGAGGAUGGAUCUUCAUCAUAAUUGUGUGCUCGGCUUCAGUUGUAUAUAUUGUUGCAGGACUGAUAUUCAAUGUCAAGCAGAGAGGCAUGCCCUUGAAUGCUCAGGCGAUGCCCAACCACGAUGGUUGGGUCGAGUUUGGAAACUUGAUAAAGGAUGGAGCAUUAUUCAUCAAGUCCAAGGUAACUGGAACACCAUCGUACUCAAGUUUGUAA
Molecule: messenger RNA, 1122 nt
Organism: Acytostelium subglobosum LB1
Lineage: Eukaryota; Evosea; Eumycetozoa; Acytosteliales; Acytosteliaceae
Exons: 4
Coding region: 1-1122 (373 amino acids)
Biological process (GO): lysosome organization
Cellular component (GO): lysosomal membrane; lysosome
Molecular function (GO): hydrolase activity, acting on glycosyl bonds
Source: RefSeq, a predicted model, not a curated record